Molecule: messenger RNA, 714 nt
Organism: Danaus chrysippus (African queen)
Lineage: Eukaryota; Metazoa; Arthropoda; Insecta; Lepidoptera; Nymphalidae
Source: the annotation of a GenBank genome assembly
AUGAAAUCAUUUCUGGCGAUCUUAAUCGUGGUUUUAGCAGUACAAUCUGCAGAAAUUCGAAGUUCCAGGUCUAAUCUCAAUAUUGGUUCUGUGAGACCAUACGAUCGCUUGUUGCAAAGAACCUUCAUUUAUCAGCCGGCUCGACCGAACGCCAUUCAAUAUCAGGACUAUAUGUUCCGAGGCAAUUCUUCCGUCAGAAUCUCGGGACUAUUCGUGAAUGAAGUUGGUUAUACUCAGUACGGCACAGUCUCGCUUCUAGCAGGAGGAAUCGGAUACAGUAAUGUCACAGUCAGAAUUCAAUCCGCAAAAGGAUACGGAUACUACUAUCAAUUAGACGUAUGGGGACGAUCAAAUGUACUAGUCAGAAGUCGAUCGACCAUGAGGAGAUACAUUAUAGUAAUAACUCUGUUCCUUAUAAAAAUUAAUUUGGUACAUUUGGAAGAAGAGAAAGUUAUGGAAGAUUCAGAUAUAAUAAGUUUUAUUAGGCUUUAUGCGAGAUUCUUGCAAGAAAUACGUACGAGGCGCAGACAUUCACAUGGAAGAACGAAUAGCAGAAAUAUUAGUGAAGUUAUUGAGAGUCAUGAUAAAGAUAUAAGUAAGAAGAAUUGUGAAAACACUAAGCCUGUGCCUCUGACUUCGUUCGCGGCAUUCGCCGGUGACAAAUGUGCGACUGGAUAUGUGAAAAUUAAUGGAUUAUGCGCGGAAGUGGACUGA